Peniophora sp. CBMAI 1063 is the source of this 1179-nucleotide messenger RNA. The record is from the annotation of a GenBank genome assembly. Lineage: Eukaryota; Fungi; Basidiomycota; Agaricomycetes; Russulales; Peniophoraceae.
AUGCCUGUAACAUUCUACCCCGCCAGUCAUCGCGCCGAGUCCGCCCCUGAUGCGAGCCCGAUCGACGCCGCGUCCCUUCUGCAGAAGUCAGCUCGACCAAAAGCUAAAGAGAUCCUACAGUCGUUCCUCGGGCGCGGGCCGACUGCCUCAUCCGAAGUGCCACUCAUUCCCGCGCGUGGUGGCCUCGUCACAACGGUGCUAGAGGCGUACAACCAUCACCGUGCACUCGUACUUCGCCCCGACGACGUGUGGCUCGCGAUCCUCACGCAAUUCUCCUUCUUCGUCAAUGGCCCUGGCCGCGCGGAAGAGUUACGCUCGCGCUUUGUAGCACACGAAGGCAAGAAGAAGCUUACGGUCACUGCGGCCGGCACGCGCUAUGAUGUUGACUUUGGUCGGCUUGCGGAGAACAUGACGAGUGAGAUGGAGAAGCACAUCGUCGACCCUGAGCUACGGUCGUGGAUCUUGCCACGAUUUUCGACCACUACGCCGAAUGAUACAGUCGUGGCGAGUGUGACGAUGAUGGCCACGAUGAAAGCCUACUUCGACUACUCCUUCGCGCUCCUAUGUGGUAUUCCCCGCCUGACGCUAUUGGGUGACAAGGCAGACUGGGAGGAUAUCGCGCGACGUGCCGAGAAGCUACGUUCAUACGGAAAAGAAUGUGAAGUGUGGCACAAUAUGCUCGCGCCGGUACUUGGGCGCUUCGUGGGAGCGUUUGACAAGCCGAAGGAUAUGGCAAAUCUCGAGUUCUGGCAAAGGGUCGCACACUACCAGGGCGGGGGAAGUGGGCCGACAUGGUUAUCAGGUUGGAUUACAGCCUUUUGCGUGUUCAGUACAGAAGGAGAGUGGCUUGGCUUUCCUUUGAACGAGGGUGUUCCAGGAGCAAAUAUGGAGAUCGUUGCAAAAGAGAUACAGGAGAACCCAUUCUCAAAGCCGCGGACUGCACUCUCACUUGACGGAGCAGGUUAUCAUACUAUCGACACUGCGAGCAUCCCCAGCGGAACUGUUGAAGUCGACGUGCACCUUGACGACAACGGGAAGAAGCUCGAGACUACUAUGGUAGCAGGCAUCGUUGCUUCGAGCCUCGAUAGAGCGCUGUCAGAGCAAAGCAACGACGACACUGUAGCACCGAUGCCGGGUUGGUGGAUAUUCGUCAAGGAGGAGAAACAGGUGGAGCAGUAG